AUGGAAAUUCUCAUUCGCCUGUUGUCUGAGUGCCUGGCAGAAGGUGGAGAGAGUGCUUCCUUGCACGGAGGGAGGGAGACUGGUGCCGUCUCGGCAUCUUCCAUGAUAUUUUUUUUUCUGGCUUCACUUGAAGGUCGUAGAGAGAAUAAAAUGCCCAUCCUGAUUUCCAAGAUUUUUAAAGGGCUGGCUGCAGAUCAAACCGAGGCACUCUUCGUAGGAGAUGCCAUCCUUUCUGUCAAUGGCGCUGACCUCUCCGAUGCUACGCAUGAUGAGGCAGUUCAGGCCCUCAAGAAGACUGGCAAGGAAGUGAUUUUGGAAGUCAAAUACAUGAAGGAGAUCUCACCCUAUUUUAAGAAUUCCACAAGUGGUGCAACUGUAACUUGGGACUCUUCACCUGCCCUUCAGAAGCAAUCCUCACCUGCUCUCUCCCUAAGAGAUCUCAAGGAAGGGAAGAACCUCCCUCUCAAAAUGUGCUACGUGUCAAGGAAAUGCCUCCCAAAUGAUCCAGAACACAGGUACCUUGAAGUGUGCUCUGCAGAUGGGCGGAUUCCCUUGUUUCUUCGGGCGAAGGAUGAAGUAUCUGCCCAGACGUGGUUCAACGCCAUCCACAGCAACAUCAGUGCCCUGUUGCCCAGAGUUAAAGAGGAGCUGAGAGUCUUGCAGUCUGGAGCAGGCAUGGCGGGAGGCAGAGACAUCAAGCACGUUGGCUGGCUCACGGAGCAGCUCCCUGGGGAUGGGACAAAGAGCGUCCUUGCCGUCCUAACAGAGAAGGAGCUUCUCUUCUACAGCAGCUUCCCACAAAGUAGGGAUGCCUUGAACAAGCCCGUGCACAGCUUCCCUCUCAUAGCAACCAGGCUGGUGCACUCUGGCCCAUCCAAGGGCUCUCAUCUCUAUGAUACUGAGCUCUCAUUUGCAUUACGGACCGGAACCAAAAAAGGCGUGGAGACGCACCUUUUCAGUGUGGAGACGCACCGGGACUUGGCCACAUGGACAAGGAUACUAGUGGAUGGAUGCCACAAUGCAGCUGAGUGUAUCCAGGAAGUGUCAACAGCAUGCACGUGGAAUGGGAGAGACUGCACACUGUCCAUCCACAUCGAUAAGGGCUUCACCAUCUCCACCCUGGAGCCUGGCCUCACCAAAGUUGUCCUUCUGCAGCAGCCUUUUGAAAGGCUGCAGAUGUCCUCUGAUGAUGGGGCCAAGAUGCUUUACUUGGACUUCGGCAGCUCAGAAGGAGAGAUUCAAUUAGAUCUUCAUUCCUGCCCCAAAACCAUUGUCUUCAUCAUCCACUCAUUCCUCUCUGCCAAAGUGACCCGGCUGGGGUUGCUGGCAUAGGGACAAGCAGGAAGACUUGAAGAGAGAGCCAAGACUUCAUGAGAUCUAUGCACUAUGGCCAUGAAUUCAGUGGCCAAAGCAAAUUUUUAGAAUGCCAUUAUGGACUGGAGCAAGGAGAGCUGGUGUAACACAUUGAUAGCCAAAGGACUUCUGGGACAGCUGAUGGAAAUACAUGGAUGGUGAAUCAUCUGUGUAUGCCAAGCCCAGGAUUGAACAGCUGAGGCAAUAAGAUUUCCGUAGGAAAACGCCCAUCACAAGUGUGGAAAAUCUGAGACAGCGAAGGAUGUCACAUCAGUUUCAUUCUGCCGUCACAUUAGUGCCUUGAAGAUGAUAUUUUAUAUAUGGGGGGAAAAUCUGUUUGUAUCAAGGUUUUAUAUUUAUAUCACUCUGUUUAUGAACCUUAAAGAAAUGCUGACCUGGUGGUUUUUGUUCCAUAUUUUAACACCAGUUUAGUUGCAAAAAUGUGGUAGAUUAAGACAUAUUUCUUCAUUCUCUACAAAGCAUAAAGUCUGGAAAUACUGUAAGCCAUUUCUCCGACAUGUGACAGACAUAAACUAGAAAGUAGCUGUGGAUUUACCAGUUUAUCCAAACUAUGUAGAUAGUCACAGAAGCCAUAAUUUAAACAUUGAUCAGGAAUUAUUUUUUCGCUAACUCUUGGCCCUUUGAUUUUAUUUCUCAUAUAUAUGCUUUAACAGGAGGUGCUCUUGAGAAGGGGAAACAAUUAGUUCUAUGAGCUAAAAAAUCUUGCAUGAAAUUAUCUUUAUUAUUUUG
This is a messenger RNA of Gekko japonicus, 2103 nucleotides long. RefSeq names its product syntrophin alpha 1 (gene SNTA1). The record is from RefSeq and is a predicted model, not a curated record. Lineage: Eukaryota; Metazoa; Chordata; Lepidosauria; Squamata; Gekkonidae. The coding region runs from base 1 to 1332 and encodes 443 amino acids. The transcript is spliced from 9 exons. Gene Ontology annotation, cellular component: dystrophin-associated glycoprotein complex; intracellular anatomical structure; sarcolemma. Gene Ontology annotation, molecular function: structural molecule activity; protein binding.